AUGGCUGAUCCUCCGCCCAAAUACGUCUCGAUCGCCCCGCUGCUGAAAAAGCUGUCGGCCCCGUCACCCCAGGACAACAGCGUCAAGGCCGAGGACAUUGCGCUGGCCUUCUCCCGCACGUUCGAAAACGAACUGAACCCCACGCAGCUCGCGGCGCUGCUGACGCUCCUGCACUCGACGGGCAAGGACCGGCAUCCGGACGUGAUUGCGAAAUGCGCAGAGAGCAUGCGCGACGCCGCCGUGCAGGUGGACAAGCAAAAACUGAGAGAGGUAGUGCGGAAGAGGAAGCGCGGCCGUAUGGGUCUGGGCGGGUACAGGGGUGGGCUGUGCGACAUCGUGGGCACGGGCGGAGAUUCGCAUUCGACAUUCAACAUCUCGACCACGGCGUCGAUCAUCGCGUCGCCGAUCCUGAUGAUGGCCAAGCACGGCAACCGGGCGCAGACAUCCAUGUCUGGGUCGGCGGAUGUGCUCAAUGCGAUCCUGCCCAAGGCGCCGAGGAUAGAAGCGCUGAGCGCGGAGCUGUUGCCCGGGGCGUACGAACAUACGAAUUACACGUUCCUCUACGCGCCGAAUUUCCACCCGGGCAUGAAAUAUGCCGCGACCGUGCGGAGAGAACUCGGACUGAGGACAAUCUUCAAUCUGAUGGGCCCGCUCGCCAACCCCGUCGAGGCGCACAUUGAAGCUCGGGUCGUGGGCGUCGCGUAUCAAGAGCUGGGUCCCGUCUUUGCGCAGGCGCUGCAGUUGUCCGGUGCGACCAAGGCGCUCGUGGUUUGCGGACAGGAAGACCUCGACGAGAUCAGUUGCGCGGGCAAGACGAAUUGCUGGUUGCUACGAGAAGCCGAGAAUCCAGAGUACCGGGGCUCUCGCGACGACGAGGACGAUGAGACCAGCGACGACGAGGCCCCGCCCAAGUACAUUUCAAAGGUGGAGCGGUUCGAGCUCGAGCCCGCCGACUUUGGCUUGCCCACGCACCCGCUGUCGCAGGUGGGCGGUGGUGGGCUGCCGCGGCAAAACGCUGCCGUGUUGAUGAGCAUUCUGCGCAACGAGAGACCCCGCGACGACCCGAUCCUGCACUUUGUGCUGAUGAACAUUGCGGCGUUGCUGGUGGUGAGCGGCGCCUGUGACGCCGAUAGCUGUGAGAGUGGGCCGGUCAUCACGGAACGAGGUCCCGCGGGCGGGAGAUGGAAAGAAGGCGUCAAGAAGGCCAGGUGGUGCAUAGAAAGCGGGCGGGCUCUGGAGGAAUUCGAAAAAUUCAUAGAGUUCACCAACAGGCCGUAG
Fonsecaea nubica is the source of this 1278-nucleotide messenger RNA. Its product is annotated as anthranilate phosphoribosyltransferase. Gene Ontology annotation, molecular function: anthranilate phosphoribosyltransferase activity. The record is from RefSeq and is a predicted model, not a curated record. The coding region runs from base 1 to 1278 and encodes 425 amino acids. Gene Ontology annotation, cellular component: cytosol. NCBI's taxonomy places the organism in Eukaryota, Fungi, Ascomycota, Eurotiomycetes, Chaetothyriales, Herpotrichiellaceae. The transcript has a single exon. Gene Ontology annotation, biological process: L-tryptophan biosynthetic process.